UUCCCCGUGAUAUAAAAGCCGCCAAAUACUUCAGUCGCAAAAACCCUUGUUGGCCACUCAUCGAGAGGGAGAGAGAGAGGAAGAAAAAUGGUGUCGUUGAAGCUCCAGAAGCGGCUCGCCGCCAGCGUCCUCAAGUGUGGACGUGGUAAGGUCUGGCUCGACCCUAAUGAGGUCAACGAAAUCUCAAUGGCCAACUCCAGGCAAAACAUCAGGAAAUUGGUGAAGGAUGGUUUCAUCAUCAGGAAGCCAACAAAGAUCCACUCUCGUUCUCGUGCUCGCAGAAUGAAGGAGGCCAAGAGAAAAGGACGUCACUCUGGAUAUGGUAAGCGCAGGGGUACCAGGGAGGCCAGGCUGCCCACAAAAAUCCUCUGGAUGAGGAGAAUGCGUGUUCUGAGGCGUUUGCUCCGUAAAUACAGGGAGUCAAAGAAGAUUGACAAGCACAUGUACCAUGAUAUGUACAUGAAGGUUAAAGGUAAUGUUUUUAAGAAUAAGCGUGUUCUCAUGGAGAGUAUCCACAAAUCCAAGGCUGAGAAGGCUAGAGAAAAAACUCUUUCUGACCAAUUUGAGGCCAAGCGUGCUAAGAACAAAGCAAGCAGGGAGAGAAAGAUGGCCAGGAGAGAGGAGCGUCUAGCACAGGGGCCUGGAGAGAAGGCAGCACCAGCUCCUCAGCCGGCUGAGGGAGCUAAGAAAGCCAAGAAAUGAAUGAUCAGUGAGGACAUUGUAGAGAAAACUGAAGAUCUAUAACCCAUAUAUGUUAAUGAUUUUGGUUUUCUGAGUAGGAAUUUGUUUCCUCGAGUUAUCUUGUUUUUUGUGUUAUGGCAAAUUUUUUAUUUAUGAAGCCCUGGAAUUUUGGGACCAUAUGAACUGUAGUUUCUUUUUGUUAUAUGUUGAAUGAUGAUGAAUGUUUUUGACA
Molecule: messenger RNA, 913 nt
Organism: Pistacia vera
Lineage: Eukaryota; Viridiplantae; Streptophyta; Magnoliopsida; Sapindales; Anacardiaceae
Product: 60S ribosomal protein L19-1
Exons: 5
Coding region: 88-702 (204 amino acids)
Biological process (GO): translation
Cellular component (GO): ribosome; cytosolic large ribosomal subunit
Molecular function (GO): RNA binding; structural constituent of ribosome
Source: RefSeq, a predicted model, not a curated record